AAUUUUCAGAAAUUAGGGUCAAUUUGUGGGUAAAAGAAAAAGAAAGUGAAGCUCUGAGGUUUAGGAAAAAACCCUAACAAUGAUAGUUUCACAAAUUUUCUGCAAUUGAGGAAGAUGAAUACCGAAUUUUCAAUGGCGUUUCCUCCUUACGGUCAGUCUCAUUUCCGUAGCAAAACUUAUUCCACCCUUGUCCGCAUUCUCUCCCACCUCUCUCCUUCCACCGUUCCAACGCAAUCAUCGCUUCCUACAAUUCAAGAGGGUGAAUUUGAGAAAGAAGAAUUGUAUGGUCAUCAGGUUGAUGAAGUAGCUCAUAGUUGUUUAGAUAAUGAUAAGAUUAUCGAAGCAUUGAAUGUGACAGAAGAUGGUGGAUUAUUGGAUUCAACAACUAUGGAAGAUAAAGAGAAAGCAGAGAAAUUAAUCUGUGUGACAGAUGCUACAAAUUCUUCCAAUCUUCUGAUCGAAGAAGGAGAUCUAGAAGAGGGAGAAAUUUCUGGAGAUUUUGCAAUGGAUGGAAACACAGUUGACGUGUCUUCUGUGGAUGCUACAAUUUCAGAACAGAUGAAAGUGGAUGAGAUUCAGAAACUCGGGAAUUCAUUUGGAAACCAGGCAUCCCCCUUCAAUAUGGGUAACAAUGGACUAGUAGAACUUUGGACUAUCAAUGACAUAUCAACAUAUUUAACCCCAAAGCAAGUCUUGGUACAGCAGAUGGUUGAUGCCAACAGAAAUGAACAAAGUGAUCCUUGCCCUAUGAAGAAAACCAUAAAGGAGGUAAUUGAUCCCAGUAGAAAGAGAAAACGUAUUCCUGAUUUAGAGAAGGAGGAUAAAAAGAAGGAGAUGGUUGAUGCCAGUAAAAGUAAACGUGGUCCUCGUUCUCAAGAGAAGAAAAUUAAAAAGAGGGAGAAGUAUCGAAAGAAAAGAGCAGAAAAGAACAGAGAACUAGGUGUUAAAAGGUUGAAGUUGAUUCCAGUACAGAAACCAAAAACAAUCUCAUAUUGUCGCCAUUAUAUGAAAGGAAGGUGCAAUGAGGGUGACAAGUGCAAAUUCUCUCAUGAUACUGUUCCUGAAACAAAGUCCAAGGCAUGUGUUCACUUUGCUCGUCACUCUUGUAUGAAAGGGGAUGAUUGCCCAUUUGAUCACCAACUCUCCAAGUAUCCUUGUUCUAAUAUAAUUUCUAAUGGCUCUUGUUCUAGAGGUCAUGCUUGUUUGUUUUCACACCAGGUACCAAUCAACCAACGUAUACCUGCGCCUACAAAUGCUUACAAACCAGAGUUGAAAUCUCCUCUUCCGUCAGGAAAUACAAAUUUCAGUACGCCACUGAAUAAUCAUGACACUAGUUAUGUCCAACAAAACCACUUCACCAAUUCUAAGGGAACAGAAACUUCACAGACAAAACCUACCUCAACACCCAAAGGAAUUAGAUUCAUAAAUGUUGCUAACUUAUCAUCUAGUACGCCAAAACAAGACUUAAUAACACCAAACAAGGGAAGUCUUGUCCACAAUGGGAAGUGUGCAGAUAAAGGUCAAAAUACUACAGAAAUUCCUAAGAAAUUUUCGGCUGUCACGCCCAAGGGAAUUAACUUUCUUUCUUUCGGCAAAGGUUCUGUUUGCAGGUUUAAAAGUAUUAUUCAAUCCACUGCACAAAAUUUACCUCAAACUGCGCUAUUCUCACAUAAUGAAAUUUCAGACAAAAAGCAAUCCAUGGUAGAACGAAUGAAAUCAAAGUUUCUAGAGAAAGAUUCAACUGAUGAUUCUAUGAGGGAUCACAGCCAUUGUAAAUCGGUUCAAGAAGUAAAAAAGGUAUCUGACAAUUCUCAGACUUCCAAUGUGACCUCAGCCACACUUCUUGCCCGUCCGUUUGUUUCACAUCAGUCUUCUGGAAGCCUAGUAUCUGAAUAUCAUAAACAAGCAUCAAACUUAGGCCAAAGGGCACUCUUAUCAACUUUAGCUUUUGCAGCAGAGCAUGAAUCAGAUAUUAAAAUGAAAUGCCCCACUGUUGAUUCACCUGUAUGAUCAGGAAAAUAAGUAAAACAAUUACAGCUCAGAGUUUGAGAAGGAUAUCAUUGGUAAAAUUGGUUUUAAUCCAUGAGGCUCUUGGUGAUUUGAGUCAAGUCAUUUCCCAGCUUAUUGGAUGAUAGAUCAGAACAGGGAUUGUUUAAUUUGCAAUGUUUCUAUUUCUUUUGCAGUAUGAUUGCAGGUAAUGCAUUCAUGCGGCUUAAGACAACAAACUUGCAAAAGUUUACAUACUACUAAAAGUGGAUUUAUCCAUCUACAUGCCACUCCCACCAGCCAUAUCUGCAACAUUCUUGCUUCUGGAUGUGACUUGAAUUUUGAAGUGGUUAAUUGAUUUUAAAUUUUGUUUCUAUCAUUGACAUACAUAUCAAACUUGGUCAUGUGUUGCCUGUACAGGUAACUUUGAGCAAAUUGGUUGUCUUAUAAGAUUUUGCAUGAAAAGCUGCAUAAACCAGUUGUUGAUUUUUGUUUCUUAUAAUUCUGCAGGUGUAUAUUUUGUAUUUAACAGUGCUAGAAACUUAUGAUUUCAGAAUAUUUUCUGGAAGAAAUUCUGAUAAAAACAUUGGAGCAAUAUAUGGCUGAAUGAUCUGUUUUUUACUGCUUCACCUUAAUGUAAAUUCUGAUAUAUUGCAGUAUUUGAGUCUGUUCCAAUUAUGAAUAUUUCUGGUUUACAAUA
Lathyrus oleraceus (garden pea) is the source of this 2686-nucleotide messenger RNA. RefSeq names its product zinc finger CCCH domain-containing protein 65. NCBI's taxonomy places the organism in Eukaryota, Viridiplantae, Streptophyta, Magnoliopsida, Fabales, Fabaceae. Gene Ontology annotation, cellular component: nucleus. Bases 115 to 2010 code for a protein of 631 amino acids. The transcript has 9 exons. The record is from RefSeq and is a predicted model, not a curated record. Gene Ontology annotation, biological process: negative regulation of DNA-templated transcription. Gene Ontology annotation, molecular function: metal ion binding; RNA binding.